AUGGCCGUGAUCGAUGUGAGCCAGCAGAGGGCGUCGCUCCUUAGCGAUGCGACCACCUUGGACCUCUUGCCGCCAGAGUUGCUGCUCAUAAUCCAGGAUCACCAAUCGACCAAAUUCCUCGAUGCCAUCGCCAGCGCCGCUCUUGUCUCGACAGCCACCGACCGCAUCUUUACCCAUUUCGAGUCUGUUUUUGCCGAUAUUUGCGCCAGAUGGAUUCUGUCUUCUGCAAAACUCGAUACGCGAGUCCUUGCCGCUUUCGCAAGGAUAUUGCCCUUCGCCCCGUCGCUGUCCGUCUUCCUCGUGUCGCAUCUUCGAGGAGGAUCUUUUGGUGGUGUUAAUGGUUGUAACCACAACAACAAAAACAACGACAAUGAUGCUUCUUCAGAACUUAAACCUCUCGAUUCCCUUGACCUAGCUUCGAUCCGCCCAGAUGACCUCCCAAUUGUCCUCCUAGCCCUCUGGAGGCUCAACAACUUUGACAAGCGCACCUACGCCGGCUUGUCAAAGCCAUCCCAAAUACAGACCCUGUUCGCACACGAGAACCCCAUCGUCCGAUACCUUGCCGUCCGAAUCUUCUGCCAGCUCCAUAAUGCCGCCGAUGUCAAGAUCGAAGCCCUCCUCGAAAAGCACAUACCCAAAGAUACCAGCCUUGUCGCAGAGCUCGACGGGCGCGAAGCCGACUAUGCGUUCCUCAGUCUACACGAGGAUUCUAGACGUGAAGACAUUCAGAGCUUUCGCAGUAAAUCCCAGCAAACUAGUGCGGUUGACGAUGCGAUUGUCGAAUCAAAUAUCACAAACAUCCCAGAACAGAACCUCACUCCUCUAGUUGUCAAAUAUGGACAGACAGUCCUCCCGCGUCCCCUCGGCCCUGUGACUGCUCCCACCACCCUCGCACUUACCCCAACGACUGUUGAGAACCUCGAGAACCUCACCGGGUGCCUGCAACGACCCGGGCCUAUCCUCCUCCACGGCCUGUCCGGUUCCGGCAAGACCUCCCUAGUCCACGAGAUUGCGCGCGAGUUAGGCAAGCAGAAGCAACUAGUGACACUACACCUGAACGAGCAAACCGACGCUAAGAUGCUGCUUGGACUAUAUACCACCGAUUCGAAGCCCGGUUCCUUCUCGUGGCGCCCAGGUGUGUUGACCACUGCCGUCAAGGAGGGAAGAUGGGUCUUGAUUGAGGAUCUCGAUCGCGCACCAACAGAAGUCAUGAGCACAUUGCUGCCUCUCAUUGAGCGAGGAGAGCUGCUAAUUCCUGGACGCGGUGAGACCAUACAGGCCACCGAAGGCUUCCGCAUAUUUGCUACUGUCCGGACGCUACUCGGCAUGAACGACAAGGAGAACCUACCCAGCUUGAUUGGUCUCCGUCUCUGGCAGCUUACGCACGUCAAGGCCCUUCCCCAACAAGACUUGAAGGAUGUCAUCAACAGCAGAUACCCCUUGCUUCACAAAUACGUUCCAGGAGUGUUGGCGGUCUUCGACGCGUUGCUGGCGGCCACCAGCGGUUCGACCCGUUUGUCGCUCGGUCGCAUGGUCUUCGAGCGGCCACUCGGCACAAGAGAUCUCCUCAAGUGGUGCGGGCGCCUAGAUGAGAUUCUCCGUGCUUCCGGCUGCAAGACUGGCGAGGAGCCCAUUACCGAUACUACCAGGGACCGCAUGUUCCUCGAAGCAGCCGAUGUUUUCGUUGGUGGAGUCAAGGAGAUCCAAGCGCGUAAUAUUCUAAUAGGUGUCAUUGCGAAGGAGAUGCAUCUUUCUCCCGAGAGGGUUGAGCAUUAUUUGACGAGCUACGUCCCCGACUUGGAGGAUAACGAGUCAAGACUGACCAUCGGCCGCGUCUCGUUUGCAAAGGGGAGGAAAACCAGCCGUGGGGCCAAGAACAAGAGGCCUUUCGCCACCACCACUCAUGCUAAGCGGUUGCUGGAGCAGAUUGCGGUUGCUGUAAGGCACAAGGAGCCGCUCCUGUUGGUCGGUGAGACGGGUAUCGGUAAGACUACCGUGGUUCAGCAGCUGGCCGAAUCACUUGGUCACCAACUUGUCGCCGUCAACUUGUCCCAGCAAAGUGAAGCUGGUGACCUUUUGGGUGGCUUCAAGCCCGUUAGCGCACAGACCCUCGCCAUGCCUAUCAAGGAGGAGUUUGAGGAUCUAUUCGAGAGAACCGGCGUCUCUGCUGAAAAGAACAAGGCUUAUCUGGACGGGAUCAACAAAAAGUUCGCCAAGGGCAGGUGGAGAGAGGUCUCCAAGGAGUGGCGCAAGGCUCCCAAGAUGUUCGAGCAGAUCCUCGCCAAGUUCGAGAGCAUGCAAGCAGCCAAGACCGUAGAGGCAGAGGUUGCGGAGGAGAACCAGGAGCAGGGCCCAGCCAAGCGUCGGAAGACCGAGUCCAGCAAGCUCCAGCGCCUGCGGGAUCUCAAGGCUCGUUGGGACUUGUUUUCGCAGAGUCUUGAUCAGUUUGAUAGACAGGUCGCGGCUGGUCCUGGCGGCUUUGCCUUUGCUUUCGUCGAGGGAAAGAUUGUCAAGGCGGCGAGAAACGGUGACUGGGUCCUGCUUGAUGAGAUCAACUUGGCCUCUCCUGAUACCCUGGAAAGCAUUGCUGGCUUGUUCCAGACCAAUCCCUCUCUUUUGCUCUCGGAAACGGGAGAGAUUGAGAGAAUCCAGGCGCAUCCAAAUUUCCGCGUGUUUGGUGCCAUGAACCCUGCCACAGAUGUGGGCAAGAGAGAUCUUCCCAUGGGGCUGAGAUCCCGUUUCACUGAGAUUUAUGUCCAAAGUCCUGAUCGCGACAAGAAGGACCUCCUCACAAUCAUCAAAACGUACCUCAAAGGAAAUAACAGCAGUAUUGACCGUUUGUCUGACGACAUUGCUGAUCUCUACCUUGAGAUCAAGAAGCGUGCUGAAGCAAAACUACUGGUCGACCAGGCCAAUGAAGUGCCGCAUUUCAGUUUGCGUACCUUGACCCGUGUUUUGACAUACACCAACGAUGUGGCUCCUUUUUACGGCCUCGAAAGAGCUGUUUAUGAAGGUUUCUGCAUGGGCUUUACAACCUUGCUGAGCGAGGAAUCAGAGAGGACAGUUAUGCCCCUUAUCCAGCAACAUCUGCUGAAGAAGGCUUCCAUCCUGACUAAUCCUCCCAAGAGACCUAUCGAUGGCAAAAACUACGUCAACUUCAAAAACACAAACAAAGAUCACCAGUACUGGCUGCUUCAGGGCAAUGAAACGCCAAUUGAGCGUCCAGACUAUGUCAUCACUCCUUAUGUCGAAAGAAACCUAUUGAACUUGGUUAGAGCUACGUCUACUCGUAGAUACCCCAUCCUCAUCCAGGGUCCUACUUCUGCGGGUAAAACCAGUAUGAUCGAAUAUCUCGCCAACUAUACCGGUAACAAGUUUGUGAGAAUCAACAACCACGAGCAUACCGACUUGCAAGAGUACCUUGGCACCUACGUCUCGGAUUCCAACGGAAAGCUAAAGUUCCAGGAAGGUAUUUUGGUUCAGGCCAUGAGGGAAGGAUCGUGGAUUGUCCUCGACGAAUUGAACUUGGCGCCGACCGACGUCUUGGAGGCUCUCAACCGUCUGCUUGAUGACAACCGUGAGCUUCUCAUUCCCGAGACUCAAGAGAUCGUCAGGCCAGCGGAGAAUUUCUGCCUCUUCGCUACCCAGAACCCUCCUGGUCUAUACGGUGGUAGAAAGGUGCUGUCUCGUGCCUUCCGCAACCGUUUCCUUGAGCUUCAUUACGACGACAUUCCCGAGAGCGAACUGGAGACCAUUCUUCAGAAGCGCAGCCGCAACACCGCUCCCUCCGACUGUCGCCGCAUCGUCCAAGUCUAUAAGCAACUUACCCGUCUCCGCCAGGAGAGCCGUGUUUUCGAGCAAAAGAACUCUUUCGCCACGCUUAGAGAUCUCUUCCGAUGGGCACUGAGAGCGGCCGAGACCCGUCAAGACAUUGCCGACCACGGCUUCAUGCUCCUUGCCGAGCGUGUCCGUAAGCCCGAGGAGCGUGAUGAGGUCAAGAAGGUCAUUGAGGAGGUGUUCAAGGUCAAGAUCGACCCCGAUCAGCUCUAUGAUCGCGACACAGCGCCCGAGUUCCGCGGUACUGGUGGUAACAAGAACAACAGCCAGGGUGUGAUUUGGACCAGAGCUAUGCGUCGUCUGGGUGCUAUUCUUGACGGCUUGCUGAGGAGCUUGGAGCAGGCUGCUGCUAUCCUUGGCCAGGAGACGGGCGAUAUCGACCAGAUGCAGGCAUGGUAUCAGUCUCUUACUGCCGAUGACCUGGCUAAGCUCCCCGAGGAGUUGAAGAUCAAGAUUCAGUCCGAUGCUGCCAGAAGCAAGGCGCUCUUUGAGUGGAGCGAUGGUAGCCUUGUCCACGCCAUGAGGGAGGGUACUUACUUCCUUCUCGACGAAAUCUCUCUGGCUGAUGAUUCCGUCCUGGAGAGAUUGAACUCCGUGCUUGAGCCUGCUCGCACUCUUCUGCUUGCGGAGAAGGGCAUCACCGACUCCUUCGUCGUUGGUGCUCAAGGUUUCCAGUUCUUCGCUACCAUGAACCCUGGUGGUGACUUUGGCAAGAGGGAACUGUCGCCUGCCCUGCGUAACCGUUUCACUGAGAUCUGGGUGCCUGCUUUCACUGAUGAGGAGGAUGUCCAUGACAUUGUCGUCUCCAAGCUGGAUGCUAAGUACAAGAAGAACCUGAAGGGGGUCAAGACGCCAAUUUCUCGUAUCAUUGUCAACUUUUCGUCCUGGUUUGGCAAGACUUUCAGGUCUUCGUCCACAACUGCCCUUUCAGUCCGUGAUAUCUUGGCUUGGGUCCAGUUCAUGAACAUUUGCAACUUCUCCUCUGUCGAACUUGCUCUCCUUCACGGUGCUGCCAUGGUCUUCAUUGAUACCAUUGGUGCCAACCCCUCCGCGUUGAUCGCCGUUGAUCCCAGGACAAUGGAUAUGCAGAGACAGGAGUGCCUCGAAAAGCUCAGCGAACUGUGCGGUUCUGAUCUUGCUCAUCACUAUUUCCAGGAGCCGCAGCUCAAGAUGGACGAGCAAGCCCUUGUCAUUGGUGACUUCAGCAUCGAGAGGUUAUCUAGCGCGGACCCUAACUCUGGACGGGAGUUUGGUGUUCCUACCACCAAGAUGAACGCCAUGCGUGUCAUCAGGGCUCUUCAAGGCACCAAGCCAAUUCUUCUCGAAGGUAACCCCGGUGUGGGUAAGACUACGCUUGUCACCGCUUUGGCUCGCGCUUGCGGCAGACCCUUGACCAGAAUCAACCUGUCCGACCAGACUGAUCUCAUGGAUCUGUUCGGUACCGAUGUUCCCGUCGAGGGUGCUGAAGCCGGCAACUUCUGCUGGAAGAACGCUCCCUUCCUGGAGGCCAUGCAAAACGGUUCAUGGGUCUUGCUCGAUGAGAUGAACUUGGCCUCUCAGACCGUUCUCGAGGGUCUCAAUGCCUGUCUUGAUCAUCGUGGUGAGGUCUACAUUUCCGAACUUGAUCAGGUUUUCAAGCGCCAUCCCGAUUUCAAGCUCUUUGCUGCCCAGAACCCUCACUCUCAAGGUGGUGGCCGUAAGGGUCUUCCCAGCUCGUUUGUCAACCGUUUCAUCGUCGUGUACUCCGAUGUCUUCACCAAGCAGGAUUUGCUCUACAUUACGGCCAAGAAGUUCGACAAGAUUGGCGGCGAGACGCAGACGAAGCUUAUUGAGUUCAUGUCCAGGCUUGACGAUGCCGUCGUCACUGCCCGUUUGUUCGGUGCUCAGGGCUCGCCGUGGGAGUUCAACUUGCGUGAUACUCUUCGGUGGGGUGACCUACUCACAUCCGACAAUGCUCUUCUCAGCGGCAGGAAGCCGGAUGAUUUCCUUGAUGUGAUCAUUCGCCAGCGUUUCAGAACCGAGCGGGAUCGUGUUGAAGUCGACAGGUUGUUCACUGAGAUCUUCCAGCGUGCGCCUGAGACUCACAGCCUCUACCACGACAUCAACUCCUCCGUCUCUCAGGUUGGCCUUGCUACUCUACAGCGCAACCAGCUGUCGCAGCCAACGCCGUUCCCCUCUAUCGACCCCAUUCACAGGCUUAAGGAGAUUGAGAGUAUCUUGAUCGCCGUUGAGCAAGACCUGCCUUGUAUCCUUGUUGGGCCUUCCGGCAGCGGCAAGUCAGCCCUGCUUAAUCAUGUGGCUGCUAUGGCUGGCCGGUCCCUCGUCAUCUUCCCGCUCAACGCUGAUGUCGAUACCAUGGAUCUCAUUGGUGGCUUCGAGCAGGCUGAUCCUCAUAGAGAGGUCCAGGCCAACAUUGCUAAGAUGAAGCAGGCGCUCCAGGACCAGAUCCUCCAGGCUCUUCCUGAGCCAGUCCCGGUUGCUGCGGUUGAUCUCAUGGGUGCGCUCAUGGCCCUUUCUGGCGAGCACCAGUAUCCUGAUAUUCUCCGUAUGAUUGAGAACCUCUUCCCUGAGGCCGGUGAACUCGCUCCUCUCCUUUCCGAGACUGCUGAGCUGCUCCGCAAGCCUCUGACUCUGGAAAACCCUCGCUUCGAGUGGCUUGAUGGUAUCAUUGUCCGGGCUGUCGAGACUGGUGCUUGGUUGGUGCUAGAUAACGCCAACCUGUGCAGUGCCUCCGUGCUUGAUAGACUCAACUCCCUUCUCGAGCGUCCCAAUGGCUCGCUGAGCAUCAACGAGCACAGCGGUCCCGGUGGCGAGCCGCGCAUCUUGAUACCCCAUCCUGACUUCAGAAUCUUCCUUACUGUUGAUCCCCGUUACGGCGAGCUUUCGCGUGCCAUGCGGAACCGUUCCGUCGAGAUCUAUCUCGAAGGUGCGCCUUGGGAGGCAAAGAAGGCCGGUCAUCAGACUAUUGCGCCUGUCGAUGGCAGUUUGCAACGCUUCCACACUGCCACGAGGAUCCUGAACGGCGCUGAGAAUGUGGAUGUCCUUGCUCCUCUGGCAUUCGAUGUCCUCUCUCUUGGUGAUACCAGACUUCUCGAGGCCUUCAAGCAAGCUUCUACCAACGGCCUGAUCAAGUCUCCCGCUGCUAGCCAGCGUCUCGCUCAGCUUUUGUCUUACAUCAGUGCUGAAGAUGCCGGUGCGCUGAGACAGGCUGUUGCCUCUCUGUACGGCUCUGCCCCUAACAAGAUGCUCAUGCCUCUCCACCCUCUGCUCAACUCACCAAUGAUCCCUAUCCUCGAACAGGAUCGCGAGGGUCUAGCUGCAUGGAUUGCCGGCUGCUACGAGCUCUACCUCGACAUCCAAAUCGCCCAGUCCGCCAUGGAAGCUCAGCUCAGCAAAGUCAAUGUCAGCAAGCCGUCCCAGCUCAACCGUCUCCAGCGCUCCUGGAUUGCCGACAAGGUCGCCUCGCUCUCUCGCGACUCCACCGUCAACGCCGCCCGCUUCCUGGCCUCUAUGCUCAAACUGUUCAAGGCCUACAUGAGCGAGACCAUCAACGAGUCCAGAGCCUGGAAGGAGCGUCGCGCCAUCUUGAGGCGUCUGAUGCUCUUCUGGACGCGCACCUUCGAGGCGCUCAUCGUGCCUAAUGCCAAGUUCGAGGAGGCCCGUUUCCAGGCGCACUUGACGCAGGGCUCUAACCUCCUGAGGAAGGCCCUUUCCAUUCUGCAGGAGGCUGAUGAUCGCAAGAUGCUUGCUACCAUUUUGGAGUAUCUCGAGCGCGACUUUGUCGUCGGCUUCAAGCUUUCGACUGGUCUCAGUAUGGAGGCGCUGUGGAAUCAGCUGCGUCCUGAGCCGGUCGCUGAUCAGGAGUGUUUGAAGCAGGUCAUCGAGAUGGAAAGACUUGCUGAUCGGUUCGAUUCGCUGCGCUGGAAGGCUGACGCUUCCAUCCCCACUCUGAGGAGCGUUCAAGAAGCUAUGGCUAGGGCGUAUACCGUCGUUCGCAGCGGAAGAGGUGAUGCUUCUGCACUUGUCAAGGAGCUCGAGUCGGAGAUUUCCACCCUCGAGGCCAGAAUUGGUCAACAUCCUUGGACUCACGAGCCGUUCUUUGCUUCCACUUUUGAGGCGCUCAGACAGGCUCUUGUUCUUCACCAAGUUACAGAGGACGGCGAGGUCGUUUUGCCCGCUCUGUCUGAUAUCGACGUGCUUUCCAACCUCCCCACUGUUGCUCUGAUGCGUCUCCGCGCUUCGGGGUCUUCGCCGCUGCAGUUGGUCGAUUGCUUGCUUGCCCAGGAUAGCGAGGUUCGUCCUUGGACCGGUACCCUGUCCAGGUCGCUCUUGCUCAAGUACGAUGCCACUUCCUCAGCCAGCAUGCACGAGUUGCACUCUUUGGAGACCGAGUUGCCUAUUAUGGGCAAGAUCCUCGCCAAGUCUUCGGAUGCUCUGGCUACCGAUUCACUGAAGAAGACGGAGCGGUUGUUGCUGAAGCUGAUGGAGGAGGUGAUGGCUGCUCAUGGCGAUGUUUGCAAGGGUGUCGUCGUGCCUUUGUUCCAGGGUCUUUUGAAUGAGAUGGGCAAUGUCCAGGUGGCUGAGCUCGCUUCUCUCCUUGAGCAGGGAACCAACUUUGCGGUUGAUACCACCCAGUGGCCCCAGCACCUCGUCGUUAUCUUUGAGAGGCACUUCUACAAGGCUUUGAGAGCCCUGGCCGCCGCCGAGAAGGGUCUCCAGCCUCGCUCUGCAUACACUUCCGUCGCUUGGGUUCAGUUCUCUCUUGCGUCCAUCAAGCUCUUCGUUCCCGACAAGAUCUUCGAUCCUCACCACCGCGCUGAGAUCGAGCAGGAGGAGCAUCGCGAGAUCUACGAAAGCCUGCAGCAACAGAUCGCUGCUCUCGAGGCGUUUGAGCUUGCCUUCACCGGCCAGCACGCCGGUCUCCGCUGCAAGCUUCUCAUGGAAGAAGUUGCUGGUCUUGGGGAGCCGCCUGCUGUCCAGUCUAUCUACCGCCCUGGCGACUCGGAGCUUCGUGGCCUGCAGGGAGAGUUCAACAAUGUUCUGAAUGCCCUUGUACAGAACGACGUGGCUGCUUCGCAUCUGCGUUCCAUUUCCACCGACGCUGAGGAUGCUUCCGAGGAGCUUUCCCUCGUUGAGAGGAACCUUGUUGCUCUUGUUGGCCGCUUCAUUGGUCGCUUCAAUGCCUACCAGGACUUGACGAUGCCGCUGGUUAGCUUCUUGCGCUGCUUGCAGCUUGGUCUUUCGCUCGGCCAGGGUGCCGUCCCUGCCAAGAGCUCCGACGAAACCGAUUUCAAGAGCAUGGUCAAGGCCACACCCUUCUUGAGCGGUACUGUCUGGGAUGCUGAGACUAAGAGCUUGCCUCUCCGCUCGCUUGAGUUCCUCUCAUUUGUUCAGGCCAUCGUUGCCGUCGAAGGUAUUGACAGCUUGCCGGAAAACCUCAGACAGGCUGUGCACGAGUCCUUCUAUGCUUUCCAUGAGGAGUGGAGCAAGAAGCUGGAAGCCGAUCGCAAGGCCGAAGAGCAGAAGAACAGCUUGUUCCGCUUCAAGGGGAGUCUGGAAGAUGAAGAGGCGUUCGACCAGGAAGAAUUCGAUCAGCUGUUCCCUGACUACGUAGAUGACGAGGAGGAGCAGGAUGCCGACGCGCCCAAGAAAAAGAAACAGAUCCCUCGCGGCAACCGCGACCUGUCCAUCUUGCUGGCGGAAGCUCAUGAGAAGAUUUUCCUUUCGCCUCAGGAGCCCCAGCAGAGCAUUCGCAUCUUGCUUACCCAAGUUGCUCGCAGGAUUGCCCGUGCGGAGCGCAACGCUGCCGCUGGCGAGCCCGAGAUGGAUGCUUUGCUUCUGCCCGCCACCAUUCUCGCCUUCGAGGACCAGAUCAAGGCCUUCAGCGCCAACGUUGACUCCAACAACUACAACUUCUACACCGACUCCAUCCUCGUCGAGGUCCGGAAGGCCCUCACCCUCGUCACCGCCCUCAAGAAGCGCUUCCAGGAGCUACAAACCAUCGAAGAAAUCGGCCACCAUCAAACUCUCGCCGAUGUCGUCAUCGCUUGCGACAAGGUACUUGACAUGUCCAUCGACGAUCCCCUCGCCGCCAUCAUCUCCCCCAUGGAAAAGCUCUACGCGCACGUGUACGAAUGGCACGAAGGCGGCUGGGCCACCAAGGCUCACAAGGCCACCGUCUUGUAUGAGAAGCUGCGCGAUACCAUCUGCGACUGGCGCCGCCUCGAGCUGUCCAGCUGGUCGAGACUGCUCGACGCCGAAGCCAAGAAAUGCCACGACGAUGCCAAGUCCUGGUGGUUCAUCGCCUACGGCGCCGUCAUCCUCCAGCCGUGCUCGUGGUUGCAGGAGGGCAAGGAUCUGUAUACGUACGCGGUCGAGCUCUUGGGUGCUUUGGAAUCCUACUUCAACACUGCCAGUCUCGGCCAGUUCACCUCUCGCCUGAACCUUCUUAGACAGCUCAGAAACCAGUUGGAGCUGCUGAUGGUAGAUGAGCCUCAGUUGAGUGUCAUCCGUGAUGCUGUCCAGAACUUCAUCACCUAUCACGCCAGGUACGAGCGCAAGGUCAAGGAGGCUAUCGCCGCCGGCAGAACUCCCUUGGACAGGAAGAUGAAGGAUGUGUUGCUGCUGUCGAAGUGGAGAGAUAAGAACAUCGAGGCGCUCAGGGCUAGUGCGCGCAAGUCUCAUCAGAAGCUGUUCAAGCUGGUGAGGAAGUUCCGCGGUGUGCUUUCUCAGCCUGUGAGCGGCAUCACCGAGCAAGGCCUUCCCGAGGAAGAGCAUAAGAGCGCCAUGGCAAUCGUCGACAAGGUCGCUGUCCAGGCUGAUCAGGAGGCUAUUGCCCUUGUCUCGCAGCUCAUUCCAUCUCUAGAGAGGCAACAGCAGUGGACAAGAAUCACCAACCUUCCCGGCGUCCUCAAGAUGAUGGGCAAGUUUGGCUCGCUGCCUGCUUCGGCCGUGGAGAUCCCCAGCAACUUGGACGAGUACAUCACCUCGUUGGUCACCGAGAUGGCUGAGCUUCGCAAGGAGACUCCCCAGCACCUCACUGAUGAAAACAAGGAGGCCGUGGCGCACUUGAAGACAAGGAAGACCAAGCUCUACACCGACACGCUCAAGACUCUUCGCGAGAUGGGCUUCAGUCGUAACCUAGGCACCACCAUCCUCGACCGCCAAAAGUCUGCUCACGCGGUGCUCGUCCACUCGGGUCUUGUUCCCCACCUGAGCGAAUCGCAGCUCAACGCCAUCGAGUACUUCUACCAUAAGAUGCUCGAUUUGGCGCCCAAGUUCCGCCAGGCUACAUUCGAACACAACGAUGAUCUUAACCGCGAGAUCGUCCACCGUUCCAUUGGUUUCCUCGAGGGUAUUCUGUACGUUAUGUUCAAGCAGCGCAUGUAUCUCUCGCGCACAGCUGAGGCGGAGCGUGCUCUCUCCCAAGCCAUUACUUUCACCAAGGAGGUCUCAGGCCGUAGCGGCGAGGUGGCCAUUCAGUCGCAGAAGAGCGUAAAGAACCACGGUCGUGUCCUGCGCUGGCUUGUCCAGAUCCUCAAGUUCGCCGUCUACAUGGUUGACGUCCACGGCAAGCUCGGCGAGACCAGCAACGACCAAGUUCGCAGCAAGUUGCAGCAGUGGCUCGAUACGUUCGCCACUCUGGCCACCAAGCAGGAGAGCCUGCCUCGUCUGCCUACCGGUUUCAGCUCCUCCGCUCUCGAGCAGCUCCAUAGCGAUGCCGAGAAGGAGCUCGACGGUCUUCGCGAAAGCCUCAGUAGUCUCUUGCUUGAAAGACCCGACAUGGCCUUCGUCAUCCGCCAAGUCCAGCUAUGGACCAGCGCUCAAACCGUCGCCAUCGCCAACGAACUUCAGGAAACCACCAUCGACGAGUUCGCCAAGUCCGCUCUGGACCUGUCCAGCCGCAUCCUCGUCGCCCUGCAAAAGUUCCCUGAAGCCGUCAAGAACCUGCCCCAAAGCCAAGAAGACGCCGGCUGGUUCCUGGCCCACAGCGAAGGCCUCGAGAAGGCCAUCAACACCCUUGCCAUGCCGCGCAUCACCUCCGAAGUCGACGGCAUCCUCCGCCUGCUCAAGACCUCCGACCUGUCCCAGCCUGCCAUCCGGGACGCCGAGACUGCGCUCCUGCGCGCCAUCCUGCCCAUGCUCGAGCAGUACGCCGCCACGUGCCAGCAGAACCUGGCGCAAUACGCCGACCUGCACCGGUCCACCUGCCGUCUGGGCUACACCCUCAGCAACAGCUUCAUCGUCAUCGCCAAGCAAGGCUUCUGCUCUCCCCAAGAAGAGAGCAAGGAGAAGUCCGGCGAGUCUGGCGACGUGCAGAGCGGUACCGGUCUAGGUGACGGUGAGGGAGCAGAGGAUAUCAGCAAGGAUAUCAAGGAUGACGAGGAUCUUUCCGAGCUCGCGCAGGAUCAGAAUAACAAGAACCAGAACGAUAUCGAGGAUAAUCCCGACGCGGUGGACAUGGGUGAGGAUGAUCUCGAGGGAGACAUGGGGAGCGUGAAGGCUGAGGAGGAAGAUGAGGAGAAUAAGAAGGAUAAGGAUGGUAGUGAUGAUGAGGAGGAUGAUGAGAUGGACGAGGAGGCGGGUGGUGUCGAUGAUCUCGAUCCUACUGCUGUCGAUGAGAAGAUGUGGGAUGGUAAAGACGAAGAGGAUGCGGAGAAGGAUCAGAAGGGUGAGAAUAACAGCGGCAAGCAGGAUGAGGAUGAGCAGGCUGCUGCGGAACCAGGGAAGGAGAAGAAGGAGCAGCAGCAGGAGAGCGAGGAAGCGGUGGGUGAGGAGGAGGAAAAGAAGGAGAAGAAGGAGGGUGAGGAGGAGAACGAGGAUGAGGAAGAAGGUGAGCCGGGACAGGAGCAGGAGGGUGAUGCCCAGCCGCAGGAGGAACUGAAUAAUCAGGAUCAGAACGUGCAGGAGCAGGAUACCCUGGCGUUGCCGGAUGAUAUGCAGAUUGAUAUCAGCGAUGGAGAGGAUGAGGAGGAGGAUAACUUGGAUGACCUGGAGGAUGGUGAGAAGCCGCAGGAUGGAGAGAUGGAAGAGGAGCAGGCGCCAAAUGGUGUGGAGGAGGAGCAGCAGCUUGAGGAGCAGAAGGAUGCAGAGAAGCCUGAGGAGGCUGAGGCUGAAGAGACGGAUGAUCUGAACCCUAUGGAUGAGGAUAACAUGGAUGUGGACAUGGACAAGGAGGAGGAGCAAGAUGAAGACGCCCCGCAGGAUUUGGACAAGGAGGAAGAGGACAAGGAGAAGGAACAACCGGGUCUGAACGAUGACCAGGCUCAGGCGGAUGACGACAACGCUGCUCCCAGCGAUGUCAAGACGGGUGGUGGUCUUGCUCAAGAUGACCAGAACGACAUGCAGGACGAUACUGCCGACAACAAGGCCGCCCAGCGUGAGCAAGGUGCUGUCAACAACCAGUCCUCUGACCAAGACAACGCCCCCGGUUCCAAGGGUGAGCAGUCGAGGACUGAGCAGCAAGAGGGCCCUAACGAGGAUCAAGAGACCGAGGCCAGCAGCCAGCCAUUUAAGAAGCUCGGUGAUGCUCUCGACAGGUGGUACAGAAACCAGCGCGACAUUCGCAACGCCCCCGAAAGCAAGGAGGAGCAGCAGAAGCCCGACGUCGACAUGGCCAAGGUAGAAUUCCAGCACUUGCAGGAUGAAGACGCCGAGCCCGACACCCAGGCUCUAGGCACCGCCAAUGAUGAGGAGGUCCGUCCCAUGGAUGACGCCAUGGCCAUUGACACCGAGAUGGAAGACGCCAACAACCACGUCUUACCCGAGGAUGAACCCGCUGCCGAGGGCAACAAGCAAGAGGACGUGGACAUGGAAGAUGCCGAGGCCCCUGAUUCCAUCGACGCUCCCAAGGAGGACCGCAAAGACGGCCGUUCCGGCGUCGCCACUCACCAAGGCGCCUUCGAAGACUCUGACGAUGAGGACUCCGACGCCCGGAAGGCCAGCGCAAAGGAAGGCGACCUAGACGAGGAGAUCAACGAAGAAUCGUCUACCCAGCUCUCCGCCAUCCACCUCGAAGACCAACCACCUCGCCCCUUGCGCGACUUCAACGAAGCUCUCUCCAUGUGGACCACCUUCCAAACCAAGACGCAAUCCCUCUCCAUGUCUUUGUCUUCUCAACUCCGCCUGAUCCUCACCCCUUCGCAGUCCACCAAGCUCUCCGGCUCCUUCCGCACCGGCAAGCGCCUCAACAUCAAGAAGAUCAUUCCCUACAUCGCCUCCUCCUACAAGCGCGACAAGAUCUGGAUGCGCCGCGCCAUCCCGACCAAGCGCUCCUACCAGAUCUUGCUCUGUGUGGAUGACUCCCAAUCCAUGGGCGACUCGCUCAACAACUCCGGUUCCGCCGGCCGCUUGGCUUUGGAGUCGCUCGUCAUGACCUCUCGCGCGCUUACCAUGCUAGAAGUAGGCCAAGUCGGCGUCCUCGGUUUCGGCACCGACGUCUUUGUCGCGCACCGUCUCACCGACCCCUUUGCCUCUCACGACGCGGGCGCCAGGGUCUUGCAACAAUUCACUUUCAAACAAGAGGGCACGGACAUGGUGAACCUCUUGCGGCGAACCAUUGAUCACUUCCGCGACGCGCGCCUCACCUCGGCCUCUCAGUCGGGAGGGGAAGAUCUCUGGCAACUCGCCCUUAUCCUGUCUGACGGUCUCGUCCAAUCCAAAGACCACGCGCGCCUUCGCCCCUUACUAAGAGAGGCAAUGGAACAAAGAGUCAUGGUCGUCUUCAUCGUCAUGGACGAUGCUCGGGAUGCUCAAGGAAACGCCAAAAAGGGAAGCCAAAGUGUCUUGGAUCUGAAAGAGGCCAGGUUCGGCAGUGAUGGUAUGCCGGUGAUUCAUCGGUACUUGGACAGUUUCCCGUUCCAGUAUUAUUUGAUUGUGCAUCACUUGGAUGAUUUGCCGGGGGCGUUGGCGGGCUUGUUGAGGAGUUGGUUUAGUGAGGUUAGUGCUUCUUGA
This is a messenger RNA of Neurospora tetrasperma FGSC 2508, 14790 nucleotides long. RefSeq lists its product as uncharacterized. Gene Ontology annotation, cellular component: preribosome, large subunit precursor; nucleus. Gene Ontology annotation, molecular function: ATP hydrolysis activity; ATP binding. NCBI's taxonomy places the organism in Eukaryota, Fungi, Ascomycota, Sordariomycetes, Sordariales, Sordariaceae. Gene Ontology annotation, biological process: rRNA processing; ribosomal large subunit assembly. The record is from RefSeq and is a predicted model, not a curated record. The coding region runs from base 1 to 14790 and encodes 4929 amino acids. The transcript has 3 exons.